Messenger RNA from Schistocerca piceifrons (Central American locust), 7649 nucleotides. RefSeq names its product proton-coupled folate transporter-like. Lineage: Eukaryota; Metazoa; Arthropoda; Insecta; Orthoptera; Acrididae. Gene Ontology annotation, cellular component: membrane. Gene Ontology annotation, molecular function: transmembrane transporter activity. The record is from RefSeq and is a predicted model, not a curated record. The transcript has 11 exons. Gene Ontology annotation, biological process: transmembrane transport. Bases 173 to 1714 code for a protein of 513 amino acids.
GAACCUCUAUGUAUUUGCUCAAAAAAGCAGAACCAGUAUAAUGUGACGCAUGGUCACGUACAAGGUCAUAUGCCUCAUGACGUAACAGCUAACUUGCGUGAGAUUAAACGUAUCACAUGACAUUUGCAAAAAAAUAAAAUUUUUCUGUAGGUAUUCGCGACAUCGUUUCCAGAUGACGAUUGCUGAGAGAAGUACUGGAGGGGAGCACCCAGUACUGUCACAACGCAGGCUCUUGGACUGCACAAAUGCUGCUGAUACAGGGUCAGAUGAAACUGGACCAGAAAGGAAUCUCAUUCAGGGCUCAAAUGAAGCCUUGCAUCACCAAGGUAGAAGGCUAUUGUCCAGACCAACUGUUGAACCGGCAGUAUUUCUUUUCCUAGCAGCAUCAGCAGUAUCAAGCACAGUUACGCAGACAUUAUUCUUGCAACGUGUAUGUGAAGAAGAUUUGGGUUACAAUGCAACUGUGUGCUCUCACCUCGAUUCCACUAAUAAUACUUCAGAACAACCUCAUACUGCUAGCCUGCUCAUGAGCAAGACUUUACUGGAAACUUUGUUGCCAGCUACACUAACCCUUUUCUUGGGCCCCUGGAGUGACCGACAUGGCCGAAAACCUCUGCUUCUCUUCCCCUUGAUAGGUCAUGCAACAACAUAUGCAGCAUAUGCUGGACUCUCUACUAUAGACCAUUUGCCACCACACUAUUUACUUCCUGCUUCCAUACCGAUUGCUCUAACUGGUGGCUUUAUUGCAUUGAUCUUAUCUUCGUACAGCUACAUUGCUGAUGUAAGUCAUGCUGAUAAAAGAGGAUUGAGGCUCAGUUUAGUGGAAGUAUCUGUGAGUCUGAGUGCAAUCACUGGCAAUGCAGUAUGUGCACCAUUGUAUAAAGCCUAUGGAUUUGUUGGCAUAUUUACAACUGCAGCUGGUCUGUGUUUGGUGGGCUUCUUUUACGUACUGUUCCUGCUACCAGAAUCAAUCACUCCACCACAUUCUCAGUCAGAGAAUACAAAUGUGAAAUGUGUAUUUCUUCAAGAGACAGUAGUGGAAGUUUUUAAGGUGAGCUUCAAAUGGCGACCAAACUAUGGGCGUGCCAUUGUACUAUUGGCAGCUACAGCACUGUCAUUCUAUGUUGUAACACUAAUAGGAGAAGGUGGCAUUAUGUACCUAUACACAAUCAAGAAGUUUGGGUGGACUGUUGAAGAUUAUACGAGGCUAUCCAUAGCUGCUCUUUCCAUGUCAGCAAUUUGUACAUUUGGAACUAUUUACAUUUUUGUAAAUGUUCUUCACUUUUCUGAAACACUUGUUGCUGCAUUUGGUUUCGUUUGCAAGAUCAUAUCUGCAUUUCUGGCAGCUUUUUCACCGUAUUCAUGGUACCUGUACCUAGCUGCCCUGGCUAAUGCUUUUGGAGGAAUCUGUACAUCACUUAUAAGGUCAACAAUGUCUAAGACUGUUCCACCCAGUGAAGUAGGUAGUGUAUUCUCCCUGACUGCAGCCCUGGAGUCUGUUAUGCCAUUGGUAGCAUCGCCUCUCUACACAGCUGUGUACAAUGCCACCAUUGCAAGUUUUGCUGGGGCAUUCUACCUGAUGUCUGCAGUUUUCUACACUGUUAAUGUUGGACUCUCAUUGGCACUAGCAUGUUUACAACACAAGUGCUCACGAUCCGGCUAUUAUGAAGAGUUGCCAAGCAAUGAUAGCUGUCCUGGAUCUGUAGAUGCUUAAAGUAUCAAUGUUUUCCAUUAUUCAUAUCUACUUAUUGAAUUAAGCCAUGAAAAGUUGUCAGUUACUUCAUCUUGUGGUAAUAUAAUUCUUUGGACCACAAAAAACUCUGAACAGGAAAUUGUGUGGCAAUCUAAUUGUAACAGUAAAGGAAGUAAAAUUUAAUAUUUUGUGAUGCAGUAAGUCUGUGUGUGUGUGUGUGUGUGUGUGUGUGUGUGUGUUUGUUUGUGUGUGUGUUUGCGUGUAAGGGGCCGGGGGGUCACAUACAAAUGUUUGUGUGUUGGCUUGUUUUUGUAUGUUGAAAUUGAUGUGAAAUUGUACAGCAUGAAAGACAAAUCUUGACUGUAACAGUGCAUUUCCAGUUUCAUGGAUGGUGAGAAAAUACAAAGAAAGAUGGUGAAAUGCUAAUGUAUUCAAACCAUGUUUAAAAGCACAAAUACAUAUUUUAAUUUGAAGAAAAUACAAAGAAAGAUGGUGAAAUGCUAAUGUAUUCAAACCAUGUUUAAAAGCACAAAUACAUAUUUUAAUUUGAAGAAAUGCACAUGGUACAGUGGAUCCUAACCUGUCUGUGACUAUUACCUCUGUAUGACAAGUAGUACCAGACAGUACCUUAACAAAGUCUGCCAUCCAUCUAAACUUUAACUCGAAAAGGGCAUUAAAACUUUAUUUUUAUAGUAACAACAGAAAAAGAAUAUUUAUUUAAUUUUGAAAUACAUAUUUUUGGUGAUGUCACUCAGUGCACAUUUUCAGUCCUUCCUUGCUUUUAUUUUCAUUGCUACCAAGACAAAAACUACUUUCACACUUACAAGUUUGGCUUUUGCUGAUAAUAAAUGAUACUCAAGGCCAGCCAUCUGAAAAGAAUCUUGCCAACCAGUUGUUGCCAUUGUGUAGUCUAAUAAAUAGCAAUUUGGCUCAAAUUUUGCUAUUUGAAAAUAUUAUUUCCUUCAGCGAAAAUAAUAUUUGUAACUGUUUGCUAUCAGUGUAUAUUACCAGGUACUGAGACAUGGACUUUUAAUACAAAAACCACACAGAAAAUGAGGGUGUAAAGGGUGCAAUGAAAUGUUGCAUUUUGAGAAUUAUUCUGUGAGACAUGAAAACAAGAAAAAGGAUCUGCAAACAGACUGAUGUCAUAACUGUUGCAGUCUAAGAAAAGGAUGAAAUAAACAGAUUUUUUGAAAAUAGCCUCAUCACAGGUCAUUGUGCUCACUGCUGAGCAUUGUGACCCUAUGAACGAAGUGUCUCCAUCCUGUACGGUUACCAGUUUCUUAGAGCCUGCUGAAGACCAAGGCCAGAGAUCCUCUUGAUUUGAUCAAUCCGCCUGUUUGCUACUCUUCCCCCAGUUCCUUGCCUGCCGUCUUACCUUCCAUGAUUACGUUCUCUAGAUUUUCUCCAUAUCCUCUUACAAUAUGGCCAAAGAUGUGGAGAAUUUUUUGAUUGAGACGAUAAGAAAGGCACAUGGAGAUAUUGAGAAGCUCAAUAAUGGACACAUUUGUUCUUCUUUCAGUCCACUUUAUGUGCAGUGUCCAGCUCCGAAGCUUGAAUGUGUUAAUGUGCUUUUUGUCUCUGGCUUUAAGGGUCCAUGUCUUGCAACCCUAAGAGAAGACAGAAAACAUGAGUGUUUCAACAAGCUCUGCCAGACCCAGGUGAGGUUCUUUAUGCCGUAGUGUGAUCCAUCUUCGUAUCUCAUCUUCACAGCUUCUCAUAUUACAGUUGGUUGCCCCAAGAUAGAUGAAAGAAUAGAUGACUUCUAGUUCCUUUAAUUGACCAAUGAUUUCUACCUGUACUUCUCAAUCAGUUAUCACAAGAUUGGACUCGCUGAGAUUGAUGCCAAUCCAUGUUAUAGGCUAAUGUCUUUUACUUUUGCUAAUAGCUUAGCAAGUUCAUCUUUGCUGCUGACUAAAAGCACAGUGUUGUCAGCAAAUCAGAGGUUGUUGCCACUAAUUGAGAUGCUUUUAAUCUAGCCACCAAGAGCAUUCCUAAUGACAUAUUCUGCAUAGAUGUUGUUCAGUUGGGGGAGGGAUAGAACAUACAGCUGCGAGGUGAUUAAUGUGUAGACUUCUGAUCAGCACAGUCAAGUGUGGUGGGACAUCAAAUUCUGCAAGUAACUGCCAUGACUUUUCCCAGACAACAAAGUCAAAGUCUUUCCUGUAGUCUGGGAAACAGAUGAAGACAGGAACAUAGAACAUUCAUGAUUUUUCAAUUAUUUGUCAUAUAUUGAGAACCUUUUCAUGAGUGCCUUUUUCCUUCAACAAAACCUGCUUUUUCUGUGGAUGUGUGAGACAGAAUGUAUGGCUUCAAAUGCUGGUUCAAGAUGUAGAGCAAAAUUUUGUUUGCAUGGAAUAUGAGAGCAGUGGUUCAGUAGUUGUAGCAGUUCCUGACUGACCCUUUCUUGUGCAGGGGGAUGAAGAGAGACUUUGACCAGUCUUCUGGCCACUCCCCAGUUUCCCAUAUUCUUGUACAUAUUGGCUGCAGCAUAUCAACACCAUCCUGUCCCAUUUCCUUGUUCUUCUCACCAGACAUACCAUUAAGACCAGCAGAUUUAUAGUUCCUCCAAUGCUGAUUGGUUCUCUAUUUUGCUGCGUAAGAUCAUAGGUUCCAGUGUAAGUUCAACUGCCUGACUUUCAAUACUUCUGUUAAUACCAGAAUAUAACUUUUCACAGCACUGUUUCCACCUCGCAACAGCUUCUUUUUUAUGUCUGAUAAGAUUGUCAUUCUCAUCACCUGCUAACUGCAUGUGAGGGUUAAAUACACUGGUGAAACUAGUGAAUUUCUUGAAGGGAUCACAAGCUUGAUUGUGAUUAUGAUGUUGUUCUGUCUCCUCACAGAUACCAUUAAUGAAGUAUGAUCUGUCCUUUCUGCAGUUCUAUUGUACUUCUCUGCACAAGUUCUUAUAUCUAUCUUGAUCGUGGGUUGUGUGGAGACCAGUUUUCUUCUCUCCUCAAUUAGUUGUAUUGUGGACUGUAAUGUCUAAGGAUAUUUUGCACUUAGUGGUCGUUGUGAUGUCUGAAGUGAUGAAGAAAUGACCUCCUUCACUUAAUCGGAUGUUUGUGAUGAUGAUGCAUCUUUGUCAUGAUUGAUGUUGUGGAGUUUUGGUCUUGCAAGCUCACCAAAUUUCCAAAGAGCUUCCUUGUUUGUGAGUUUUAGUUGUCUUUUCCACUCUUCUUGGUGAAUUUGAACUUUAUCCACAUCUUCAUGGACAGCAAAUUGUGAUCACUUCCUCAGUGAGCUCCAGGGAGUGUCUUACAGUCCAAGACCAAAGUCAACCAACAUCUUUGCAACAGGAAGAAGUUAAUGUGGUUUCUAAAUCUAUCACCAGGAAAUAUCCAAGUGUAAAGUCAUCUUGAGUGAUGUUGGAACAUAGUGUUACAGACAGUCAAGUUGUUACCCACACGUGAAUCUAGUGAGUACUUGCCUCAGUCCUUUCUUUCACCAAGAGCAUAAGGUCCAACCACAGAUUGUAAGUAUGUGUCUUGGACAGUGUCUCCAAUUUCAACAUUGAAGUCUCCUUGAGGUAUUGCAUAUUCUUUGUUAGGGUUUUUGCUGAGGUCUAUUUCCAGUUGUUCUUAGAAAUUCUGUACCUCCUCAUCAAGUGCUGCAGAAUAGGGGCAUUGGUCUGGAUGAUGUUGAGUUUACAUGGAGAAGCAUUAAAUUUGAUGGAGAUGAUCCUGUCAAUAACUGGUUCAUAACUGAAAACACAGCUAUUCCUGGAAAUCUGAACAGCUGUUCAGAUUUCCAGGAACAGCUGUUACAACACCACAUCUACUUUGUCCACUACACACUGAAAAGUACAAAGUAGUCUUUCCUUGGGUCAUGAAAUGGCCACUUCCUCUCCAGUGAGUAUCACUAAGCCUGAAAAUAUCAUUCUCACUCAUUUCUCUUUCCACUGUAACAUGUUUUCCAUCUGAAGUAGCCCAACAAUACACAGUGAUAAUUUGCACUGUGAUGUUUGUCCAAUGAUUUCUUUCAGUUCUGUCCCCCAUCCCCCACCCCUCCCUCCCCACUGGAGACUUGAAGCUCUGGAUAAUUCAGAAUUGAGCUCAGCCAUGGAAUUCUCAUUGAAAAAUUUCGGUGGUGGUUUCCCAUUGUCUUCCACUGACCUCCAAAACUCACCUGCUUGCUGACUCAGUUUCUCACGAGGGUUGGUUAUCCAUUCCACUGACUUGCUCAGCUUAACAGGGGAAUCAUGUGUAGGUAGGAAGUUGGAGAACUGAGGUGAAAGAGACCAGGAGAAAUCUCUUGCUGAUUUCUUCUAAUCGCAUAUCAUUACCAUUUUCUCUCGCCAGAGUCUCAACGUGUUUGCAGAGAAUCGUCCACGUCAUUUCCAGGGCUCAAAAUAGUUUAGUCAUGACUAAACUAAAAUCAGAAACUUUUUGUCUUCACUCCUCAGAAAAUUUAAUUUUAUCUCACCUGGGAGUCGUUACACUCAUGUCCUAGAACAUGAAUCAGUACAGGCAGUAUGUUAUGUUCUCAUACCAUAAGAUACACCAAAAAAUUUAUGAGAUAUAUUUUGAGAAUAUUCUGCUCAUAGACAACUGAGUUUCCUUUCUGUCACCAGGACUCAAAUUACCUAGGACUACUGGUCAAGUACCGAAAAGAUCAGUAACAUAACAAACUGAGUUGGUGCAUUGGCUAAAAGAUUUGUGUCAUAUUCAAGGGAAUCUUGUUUCAAAUUCUUGUCCAGCCAUCCAGAUGUAGGUUUUAUUUGUUUUCUUUAAAUUUUGUCAGAUGCUGGAAUAGUUUCUUCAUUUAGGCCACACUUGAUUCCCUCCCAUAUUUUUGUUCAGUCAGAGAUUGUGCUCUAUCACAUGAAUUUGAUCUCAACUGUAAUCUCUUCUACUUUUUAGUAGUGACAAUAUAUGCACAUUUCAUCUAAUGAAUUUUGUGAGGGUUCGGCAAAUUAAGUAAAAAAAAUUGUGGGACAAGGAAACACAAAGAUAAUGACAAAUCAUAACAGCAGUGGGAAAGAGAGGGAAUGGAAAUAUCUAGGACAGAAAGUAAAAGGAUAUCUGCGUCAACCAAUUCCAUUGUAGAACUCUAAAAACAGUAGUGCUUGGAGCCAACAUUCACUUCAUGUGAAGUGCAUAAAAUAUUACCAAGACCCAGUGGAUAACAAGAUGUCAACAUCUGCAAACUUCUUAGCCCCAAAUGUUCAUUAGUUGCAGACCUUCAAUUUCACAAUUUCAGAUCACAUUGUGUGCCUUUAUUUACUUGCAGCUGCCUGAAGUGUGCACUGUUAAAGGGUAACUGUGCUGUUUGUGAGUGGUACCUAGCAUUUAUAUCUUAUGCCAGGUCUCAACUGCCUAAACAGUAUGUUACUGCAGGAAUAUUAAUCACAGUUUUGUCCUUCUCCAAGAACUGCACCAGUAUAUGAGCUCCCCAACUACCCAAAAGAUCAUCUGCGUGACUUUCCUAUGAAUGCUUAUGUUAGGAAUGUUUUCUUAGUAAUAAACAAAGUAUUCUUUCACUCUAUGAAAUACCUCUUACUCGUUGGUUCAUAAUGGUGCAUCUUGAUCCAUCUUUUACUGUACUUUCAAACAAUGGACACUCCAGGUAGGAUUAUCAACAAUGUAGGAAAAGACAGAUUGCUACUUGCUGUAAAGAAGACGUGUCACAUUGUAGACCAACACAAUUAAAAGACACUUAUGUAAGGUUUUCAGUCACAGCCUCCAUGAGUAAAAAGGAGACAUAGAUCAUUCAUACACAUGCAAGUAUUUGCUUGUGUGGAUGAAUUGUGUGUGUCUCCCUUUUACUGAUGAAAGCUGUGACCAAAAGCUUUAUGUAGGAGUCUUUUACUGUAGUUUAAAAUCAAACAGUGUAAAAUCCAGGAUGGCAUGUAACAAUAUUAUGAAAAGGAAAGUGGCUUUUCACCAUAUAGCGAAGAUGCUGAGUCACAGAUAGGUGCAACAAAAAGACUGUCGCAAAUAAAGCUUUAGGCCAG